Messenger RNA from Trichobilharzia szidati, 470 nucleotides. Lineage: Eukaryota; Metazoa; Platyhelminthes; Trematoda; Strigeidida; Schistosomatidae. The record is from the annotation of a GenBank genome assembly.
AUGUCUUCAUUUCGAAAGCAUAAUAAUGACAGACAAGACGUGGACUUGACCACCACCACCAACAGCAACAUGCCAUCUCCAGUUGUUCAUCGACCAGAGUUCAACACACAAGAUCUUAUCAUUAAUCCACAACAACAACAACAAGCAAGUCAGGUUGUGUUAUCCACCGGAUGAUAUCAUUACAACAUCCAAUGAAAAGUGGUAAAAAGUUGAGUAUUCCAAGUGAAAAGUAUGCCGGAAACAACAACAAUCCACUGCCAUCAUUUUCCUCCUCCCUGUCAUCAUCCUCGUCACCGACUUCAUUCAGUAGUUCUGAUAUUGGUUAUGCUACAUCUCAACAUGAGAAUCUAGAUAUUGUUGAAGAAAUUGAUCGUAUCGAAUAUGGUAAACCAGUGAGUCGGAUGAGUUCACAUGCUUCGACUAUAUCGAGUGGUUCAGCGACUGUGAUUUCUACAUCUACAGAAAAAUAG